Messenger RNA from Penicillium paradoxum, 864 nucleotides. RefSeq lists its product as uncharacterized. NCBI's taxonomy places the organism in Eukaryota, Fungi, Ascomycota, Eurotiomycetes, Eurotiales, Aspergillaceae. The coding region runs from base 1 to 864 and encodes 287 amino acids. The transcript has a single exon. The record is from RefSeq and is a predicted model, not a curated record. Gene Ontology annotation, molecular function: NAD+ binding; oxidoreductase activity, acting on the CH-OH group of donors, NAD or NADP as acceptor. Gene Ontology annotation, biological process: fatty acid metabolic process.
AUGGAUGAAACCACUCCGCACACGAUUGCCCUCAUUGGCCUGGGUACGAUAGGUCUUUCGUUUGCCGCAUUACAUCUCAAGUACACCAAUGGCGUUCUGCGAUUAUUUGAUACUCGCGAAGAUCUCGACCAGCACGUUCGCUCCCUUCUACCAGUCUAUCUUGGUUUGGAAGAGGAUACCGAAACGGAUGGCUCCUUGAUCGAAAGCUACACCUCUAGCGGUCGCAUCACGUUCUGCUCUUCGGUUGAGGAAGCCUGUACCGGAGCAAGCAUAGUGCAAGAACAAGGACCGGAAAACCUGGAUUUCAAAAAGAGCACAUGGGCUCGUGUGGUCCGGUGUGUAUCUCGCUCUACGCAUCUGUGGAGCUCAAUGUCCGGAAUCUUGGCUUCGCAACAGGCGGCGGAUCUCGAAGACAAGUCACGGUUGCUUAUCGUCCAUCCAUUCAACCCGCCGCAUAUCCUGCCAUUGAUUGAGAUAAUACCUUCCAAGUACACAAGCAAUGAUGUAGUCAAGUUUGCAGAGGAUUAUGUCAAGGGUCUGGGUGCCGGCCAUCGCACUGUCGUCCUGAGGAAGGAGAUUACUGGCUUUGUGGGUAAUAGACUUGGCUUUGCUUUGUUCCGUGAGGCGUGUCACAUUGUUGCGGAGGGCGUCGCAACUGUUGAGGAUGUGGAUACUGUUAUGGAAUCAAGUCUGGGGCCACGCUGGGCAGUUGCUGGUCCUUUCAAGGGGUGGAAUCAUGGAGGAGGGGUUGGUGGUCUGGGUUGCUUCAUGCGCAAUCUAGCGGAGACCAUUGAAGCGUGUUGGGAUGAUGCUGCUCACAUCUCCUUCAAAGAUACUUCGCUAUCUCCAUAUCAAGAUGUUUAG